UAAAUUGAAGAAGAAAUUCGCAUCCCUGUAACAGAACUCAUUUAGAAAUCGAUAUAAAUCAGCACGAUGAGUGAUCCGGUGAAUAUGUCUCUUGAUGAGAUAAUAGAGCAAAGCAAACAACAAAAUCGAGCGAGUAGAACUCGAGGAAGAGGUGGCGGCGGAAUUCGCGGCCGUGGCGGCCGAGGGCGGGGACGCGGCCGCGGCACUGGCGGUGGAGGCGGUCGCGGUGGUAGUCGCGGACGUAGCCAAUCCCGCUCUGGCACGCCCAGCCCUGGUGCACAAGGACGGUCUCGUUCCCGCUCACGAGCGCGCUCUCAAUCUCGUGCUCGCUCUCGCUCUCGUCAGGGAUUCCGUUCAGCCUCCAGAGGUCGCUCGACCUCCAGAUCCAGGUCCAGACUGCGUGGUUUGACGCCCAGAGGUAGAGCUGGGCUUGAGGAACAAAUGGAAAUGCCCCCUCUAAUCAGAAAUAAUAGAUUUAACAGAGGUGGCCUAUAUAAUGUACUUCGUCGUUCGAACUCGAAUCCGAAUCUACAAGGAAAUGUGCACAGCCGACUCGGUGUAACUACUCGUAGAGGAGCAGCAAAUAUCCGCCGACCGCUAGCUAUAGCAAAAAGAGGAAUCUCAAAGCGGGGUCGAGGCUUUGCAACUGCUUAUAGGUACAGCACAGUAGGACUGAGAUCUGAUCAAAUUCUACAAGAGCAAAGACAGAACAUGCGCAUGCAAAACAAUAUGAUCAAAUCUCAAACUUUCAGACGCUCCAGGAACAACUCUUUCAGCUCAGCAUCUCAGCUGACUGUAAGUGUAGCUAAUGACUUCAUCAGAAAACGUCGCAACAGCGUUGGUGGCACUGGGUAUUUAAACCAACACAGUUUAGCGCAGUUCAAUAACCAAUACGGAGGUUACAAUUUGCGCAGAGGACCUGGUAGCGUAAAAUCAAUGGGCUCCAAUAGGUCUAACAGAUCUAAUCGUUCUAACAGGUCUAAUAGAUCUAACCGUUCAAAUCGAUCCAAUUACAGUAAUCGAUCCAAUAGGUCACGAGGGCGUGGAGGCAAUAAAGGUAUUGGUAGGAAGUUUGUCAACAAACAAAUUUUGAACCCAAAACUGCAGAAAGAGAUUGCCGCAAUUCAGGGAAAGGCAUAUGGCGGCGGUGAUACAGCAGCUACAGAUACUCCCUCUGGAGUGAACUGCAUACCAACUCCCAACGCUACCACGCUCACUUUGCAUCAAAGAUUUGCUAGUACAUAGGUGGAAUAAUAUAAUCAAUUGUGAUUUUUGUUUGAUUAUUUAGACAUUAUAAAAACAUUUUCAUGUGAAUUAAUAGUGAACUUCGUUAAGAAUUUCCUCGUUUGUUAAGUAAGAUACAGAAGUAAAUAUUAAGUUAGUAUUAAUUUACGAUUUGUUUUAGUUAUAAGAUUAUUUCGCAAGGUACUUGUAAAGGUACAAAUUUUGUAACACAAAUAUGCAUGGAAUAAGCAUUGCAUUUGUACUAGGGAUGCAGCGAUACGCAUAUCAGUCCGAUACGAUAAUAUUUUGAGUGAGUUGGUUACAACUCACAAUGAGUUCAGAAACCAGGAUAUAGUAAAAUAAAAUAAAAAAGUGUCUUAUUUUAUCAAUCAACUACAAAUAAUGUACUAAGUAUACAGUUGUCAGGUAAAAAUAUUUAGAGCUUGAGAAAAAAAGACCUAGUGAAGAUAAAUGGAGUGACUAGCCAUUAUACUAAAAUGUUGUCCCUAUCAAUAGUCAGCAGAUUCACAUUGUAUGAUGACAAAUAGCCCUAGAAAAAAAAAUUGCCAAUCAGAUAUGGAUUUUAUGGAACAGUAUAAUUAUAAAUUGUAGUGGAAACAAUUUUAUUUAGCAUGUUAUGAUUUGUGAUCUCUGAAACCACUUCAUUUAAUUUUUCUAGAAACAUUUUUUCGAGAUCUUUACAACUUCCCUUCGCUUUUUUAUAUAUUUUUGACUAUUGCUACUGUGAUUGUAUCUCGUCAAGUACUUCAAGGAAUCCACGUAUGACGUAAUAACAGCUUUGUCUUUUCCUUUUGAGGUAGGGUAACACAAAACUAUCAGACGCGCUCGCACGCCUAUUUCUUAACUUAGUAUUAUUAUUAAUAAAGACAUAUCGUACACGGAAUGCCGAUAUCGGUUGCACCCCGAAUUUGUACAUUGCAUUAUGAUGACUGUAACAAAAUAUGUCUCGGCGCUACAUAGUAGUGACUUCACAUUUAUCUAUGACCAGUUUUGACAUCUUGAUAUUUUUACUUGUUUAGCUUUUGCAGUUACAUGGUCAAGAGCACAAGAAGCUUGACAGACAAUAAGAAUAGCCUAAAGUGUCAAGCUAGAUGGGCUCUUGGCUGUAAUAAGUUCA
Molecule: messenger RNA, 2362 nt
Organism: Hyposmocoma kahamanoa
Lineage: Eukaryota; Metazoa; Arthropoda; Insecta; Lepidoptera; Cosmopterigidae
Exons: 3
Coding region: 67-1245 (392 amino acids)
Source: RefSeq, a predicted model, not a curated record